This is a messenger RNA of Neogale vison (American mink), 3908 nucleotides long. It is a transcript of the gene AP4B1, whose product is annotated as adaptor related protein complex 4 subunit beta 1. Gene Ontology annotation, cellular component: clathrin adaptor complex; membrane coat. Gene Ontology annotation, molecular function: clathrin binding. Bases 181 to 2400 code for a protein of 739 amino acids. The record is from RefSeq and is a predicted model, not a curated record. Gene Ontology annotation, biological process: intracellular protein transport; vesicle-mediated transport. Lineage: Eukaryota; Metazoa; Chordata; Mammalia; Carnivora; Mustelidae. The transcript is spliced from 11 exons.
UCCGGGCGGGCAGCCGCGCGGAGGCGCACCGAGGGCUGGAACUGGCGAGGGAGGGGUCCGCGGACCUCCGGCGGCUGGGCUGGAAAUGGGGCGGAGGGCCUUGAGGUUCCCACGUCAGGGCUAGGAGGAGCCCGCGAGUUACCUAGGGGUUCUGUGGGGGCUGCCCGGUGACUGUCGAAGAUGCCAUACCUUGGCUCCGAGGACGUGGUGAAGGAGCUCAAGAAGGCUCUGUGUAACCCUCACGUCCAGGCCGACAGGCUGCGCUACCGGAAUGUCAUCCAGCGAGUGAUUAGGCACAUGACUCAGGGCUUGGACAUGUCUGGUGUCUUCAUGGAAAUGGUGAAGGCCAGUGCCACCGUAGAUAUUGUUCAGAAGAAGCUGGUUUAUCUUUACAUGUGUACAUAUGCCCCCCUGAAACCAGAUCUGGCGCUCUUGGCCAUUAAUACGCUGUGCAAAGACUGUUCGGACCCCAAUCCAAUGGUGCGAGGGCUGGCACUACGAAGCAUGUGUAGUCUCAGGAUGCCUGGUGUGCAGGAAUAUAUCCAACAGCCCAUUCUCAAUGGUCUGCGAGAUAAAGCUUCAUAUGUCAGGAGGGUGGCAGUUCUUGGUUGUGCCAAGAUGCAUAAUCUUCAUGGAGACUCUGAAGUGGACGGUGCUCUGGUAAAUGAAUUAUACAGUUUGCUGCGUGACCAGGAUCCAAUUGUGGUUGUGAACUGCCUGAGGUCUCUAGAGGAAAUUCUGAAACAGGAAGGAGGCGUUGUCAUCAACAAGCCCAUCGCCCACCAUCUCUUAAAUCGAAUGCCAAAACUGGACCAGUGGGGCCAGGCGGAAGUAUUGAACUUUCUGCUACGCUAUCAACCGCGCAGUGAGGAAGAGCUGUUUGACAUUCUCAAUCUGCUAGAUAGCUUUCUCAAGAGCAGUAGCCCCGGUGUGGUGAUGGGAGCCACGAAACUCUUUCUCAUCUUGGCAAAAAAAUUCCCCCAUGUACAGACGGAUGUGCUCGUGCAAGUCAAGGGCCCUCUGCUGGCUGCCUGUUCUUCGGAGAGCCGCGAGCUCUGUUUUGCUGCCCUGUGUCAUGUGCGUCAGAUCUUGCACAGUUUGCCUGGGCACUUUAGCAGCCACUACAAAAAGUUUUUUUGCUCCUACUCGGAGCCCCACUACAUCAAGCUGCAGAAGGUGGAGGUGCUGUGCGAGCUGGUGAACGACGAGAACGUACAGCAGGUGCUAGAGGAGCUCCGAGGGUACUGUACUGACGUGUCAGCCGACUUUGCCCAGGCCGCCAUCUUUGCCAUAGGUGGGAUUGCCAGGACCUACACAGACCAGUGUGUGCAGAUUCUAACAGAGUUGCUGGGGCUUCGGCAAGAGCACAUUACCACGGUGGUGGUGCAAACUUUCCGAGACCUGGUUUGGUUGUGUCCUCAGUGUACGGAAGCUGUGUGUCAGGCCCUGCCCGGCUGCGAGGAGAACAUUCAAGACAGUGAGGGGAAACAGGCGCUUAUUUGGCUCCUUGGUGUCCAUGGGGAGAGAAUCCCCAAUGCUCCGUAUGUGUUGGAAGACUUUGUGGAGAACGUGAAGUCAGAGACUUUUCCAGCUGUGAAGAUGGAGCUACUCACUGCAUUGCUGCGCCUUUUCCUCUCCCGGCCUGCCGAGUGCCAGGACAUGCUGGGGCGUCUGUUACAUUACUGCAUAGAGGAAGAAAAGGAUAUGGCAGUACGAGACCGGGGCCUCUUCUAUUAUCGCCUUCUCUUAGCUGGCAUUGAUGGAGUGAAGCAGAUCCUGUGUAGUCCUAAAUCUGACCCUUCUCUUGGACUUUUGGAGGAUCAGGCAGAAAGACCUGUGAAUAGCUGGGCCUCAGACUUCAACACGCUGGUGCCAGUCUAUGGCAAAGCCCGCUGGGCAACCAUCUCUAAAUACCAGGGGCCAGAACGUCGGGGCCCGGAGCUUCCUAACGCUGCAUCCUUUGCCACUUCAGGUCCCCUGAUUCCUGAAGAGAGCAAGGAAACGGUUCAGGAACUUCCUGAUUCUGGAGCCCUCAUGCUAGUCCCCAAUAGCCAGCUGACUGCUGAGUAUUUUGAGAAAACUUGGUUUAGCCUGAAAGUUGCUCAUCAGCAGGUGUUCCCUUGGCGGGGAGCCGUCCAUCCCGACACCCUCCAGAUGGCCCUACAAGUAGUGAACAUCCAGACCAUCGCAAUGAGCAGGGCUGGGGCUCAGCCGUGGAAAGCCUACCUCAGUGCCCAGGAUGACACUGGCUGCCUCUUCCUAACAGAACUGCUCUUGGAGCCUGAGAACUCUGAAAUGCAGAUCUCUGUGAAACAAAACGAGCCAAGGACUGAGACACUUAAUAGUUUUAUUUCUGUAUUAGAAACUGUGCUUGGAACAAUUGGAGACAUAAAAUCAUAACAGAUUCUUGCUGCUUGUCCUAGGUGAGAUGAGUAGCUAUCAGAAUUCCUAGUUUUUUAUUAGAAUUUGCUUUUAAAUCCAGACGCUAUCAAAUACAAAGGAGAAUGGACAAUCUCAGAAUCAGGGUUUUUAUGUUUUUGUCCAAAGACGAUUGACUUAUUCCUCUCAUACCUAUAGGUUAAUGACCCCAUUUUCUAGGUGAUGUUGAAAGGUUAAUGUUGGUAAGGGGAUGGGGAGAGACUGAGGAUAGGAUUUGGAUUCUUUUCUAAUCCAUUAUACGGUUUUACUAAAGAUGCCUGAUGUUUACGGAAACUGAUAAAGUCAUCAUUUGUGGGGAUCAUCUUUUCUUCCCUGUAUUACUGCAAUAAAUUCCUCACUGGUCUCCUGUUUCUAAUCAUGCUUUUCAAGGCCAGAGUCCAAAGUCUUUAGUGCGGCAUCAGAAGUAACUCUUCAGUGUCCUGUCUCACUGCUUGCCUGAACACCCUGUUCUUGCAUUGGCAAAUGACUUGGCAUUCCUUGAAUGCACAAGGCUCUCUCUCACCUCUGUGCUUUGCUCCUGCUUUUAUUGCUUGGCUAGAAUGUUUCCUCACCCUCAUAUCUUCUUUCUUUAGGUAACAUCUAGUCCUUGUCUCUCAGCGUUCCGCUCAGUCACGAGCCCUUGCAGGAAGUUUUCUGUGACCCCGGUUGCUUUCAUUACAGGUUCUGUCAGGCUGUCAUGGCCUCCAGUGCGUGUGUCUAGCAGGACAGUUGUAAUUGUUUUCUGUCACUCUUUCUUUCUUUCAGUUUUAUUCAUACCUGCCCACAUUUUCUACAUUAACUGAGGCAACUUAUGGCGAGAGCAGAUGCCAUAGGAUGGUUUAAAGUAUAAAUAGUAAAGUAUAAAUAACCAGAGGAUCCACAACAGGGAAGAUGAAAAUACCAUCUCAGACCAGCUUAGUUAGGGAUGGGGAAGUACACAAAUGUUCAGGCUUAAGGGCCAACAUAAUUGGUACAGUUGAGCCUCAAAUUUAGCUCUAAGUGAUUUGGCUGAAUGAAGAGAAAUAAGUAUAAAGUCGUCAUUAGAGAGGAAGAAACCUUCCAAUAUUAAUUUCCAAAAGAAAUUUACAUGUAGUUUCACAUAGGUGACAUGGGGAAAAGUACAAGAUUCUUAUGGGAAGUCAGUAAUGGGUUUCUCAUCACUUACGGUGUUCUUCAGUGAAAGAGAGCAUGACUUUAACAUGGACCUUAGUGAGCGCAUUUCUUCAAGGGCUUAAGAUAACACAAUCUAAAUAUCUAGAUUCAAGGACUUCUACCACGUAGAUACGUAAAUGGACUGCAUACCUUUAAGUUUUUCAGCCAUCACUUCUCUCAAUUAGGCUCUUAAUAAGAGUAAGUAACUGAUUUUUCUGGCAAGGCCCUGGAUUUUGUGCGUUGUUUUCCCACCUGGACAGUUUCUAAGGACGGUGAUGUUCUUUCCUUCCAUCUCCACAGUCUGCCAUAUAACGAUGACUCAGUAAAUAUUUACCAAA